GUACGUUUGACGAGUUAUCUUCCCCGUUGGAAAGCAAACAACAGGAAGAAGAGUGAUGGGGAAUCCAUAUCUAACAAAGAACUGUCGAUUACAUUAACUGACAAAGUACAGUUAAUGAAAGACCGUAAGAUUGGGUUUACCAUGCAGUGGGUUAAAGGUCAUGCCGGUCAUUGUGGUAACAUGCUCGCCGACUAUAUGGCAACCCGUGGUGUGUUCUGUGGUCGUCACGGUGAUGAAAAUCACAUCCAGAUUAAGGAUGCUGCAGAGCAUGAAAAG
Dictyostelium discoideum AX4 is the source of this 276-nucleotide messenger RNA. RefSeq lists its product as hypothetical. The transcript has a single exon. The annotation marks the transcript as partial. NCBI's taxonomy places the organism in Eukaryota, Evosea, Eumycetozoa, Dictyosteliales, Dictyosteliaceae. The record is from RefSeq and is a predicted model, not a curated record.